This is a messenger RNA of Pyrgilauda ruficollis (rufous-necked snowfinch), 8706 nucleotides long. RefSeq names its product WD repeat domain 17 (gene WDR17). Bases 1 to 3990 code for a protein of 1329 amino acids. The transcript is spliced from 30 exons. Gene Ontology annotation, molecular function: protein binding. The record is from RefSeq and is a predicted model, not a curated record. Lineage: Eukaryota; Metazoa; Chordata; Aves; Passeriformes; Passeridae.
AUGUGUUCAGGUUCUGUAUUUUUUAUUUCAACUGUGCCUUCUUUCAUGGCUUGGAUGACUUAUAUUUCCCACUGGUUUGACGAAGAUGAUUGGUAUGAAGGACAACAAAGAGCAAAAAUGUCACAUGUGAAACAAGUGGGACUUUUAGCUGCUGGAUGUCAGCCAUGGAACAAGGAUAUAUGUGCCGCUAGUGGGGACAGAUUUGCCUACUGUGCUACCCUUGCUGUUUAUAUUUAUCAGCUGGAUCACCGAUACAAUGAAUUCAAGCUCCAUGCAAUUAUGUCCGAGCACAAGAAGACAAUCACAGCCAUAUCUUGGUGUCCCCACAACCCUGACGUGUUUGCAAGUGCCAGUGCAGAUAGUUUAGUGAUCAUAUGGAAUGUGAAUGAGCAGAAGGUUGUGGCCAAGCUGGACAAUACAAAAGGAAUUCCUGCAUCCCUUGGCUGGUGCUGGAAUGCAGGUGAUGCAGUUGCGUUUGUGUCGCACAGAGGUCCACUGUACAUUUGGACUAUCUCAGGACCUGACAGCGGGGUAACUGUGCAUAGAGAAGCACAUAGUUUCUUGUCAGAUAUCAGUCUGUUUAGAUGGCAUCCAAAGAAAAAAGGAAAGGUGGUAUUUGGGCAUACUGAUGGAAGCCUGUCUAUUUUUCAACCAGGUUCUAAAAAUCAGAAACAUGUCUUAAGACCAGAGUCUCUUGAAGGAACAGAUGAAGAGGAUCCAGUUACAGCUCUGGAGUGGGACCCUUUGUCAACUGAUUACCUUCUUGUUGCUAAUUUACAUAAUGGUAUUCGACUAGUUGAUUCUGAAUCUCUGUCCUGUAUCACAACUUUUAGUUUUCCCAGUGCAGCAGCAUCUGUUCAGUGUUUAGCCUGGGUUUCUAGUGCACCUGGAAUGUUUAUAACUGGAGAUUCUCAGGUUGGUGUGUUACGUGUUUGGAAUGUUUCACGUACAACACCUAUAGAUAAUUUUAAAUUGAAGCAAACUGGUUUCCAUGGCUUGCAUGUGCUAAGUUCUCCUCCAAAAAAAAAGUCAUGUUCAUCACAGUAUCCUACUAAAAAUCACCAUACAUCUUCAACAAGUGAGGCUGUUCCUCCUCCAACUUUAACCCAAAACCAAGCAUUUUCUCUUCCUCCUGGUCAUACCGUCUGUUGCUUCAUGGAUGGUGGAGUGGGGCUUUAUGACAUGGGAGCCAAAAAGUGGGAUUUCCUUAGAGAUUUGGGACAUGUUGAGACCAUCUUUGAUUGCAAAUUCAAACCUGAUAACCCUGAUCUUCUUGCUACAGCUUCAUUUGAUGGCACAAUAAAAGUUUGGGACAUAAAUACUUUAUCAGCGGUUUAUACAUCUCCUGGUAAUGAGGGGGUUAUUUAUUCCAUUUCUUGGGCUCCAGGAAAUCUUAACUGCAUAGCAGGUGGAACAUCCAGAAAUGGUGGCUUUAUCUGGGAUGUUCGAAAAGGCAAAAUGAUAACCAGAUUCAGUGAGCAUGGAAAGAAUGGAAUCUUCUGCAUUGCCUGGAGUCAUAAAGAUUCCAAAAGAAUAGCAACCUGCAGCAGUGAUGGAUUUUGUAUUAUUCGAACCAUUGAUGGCAAUGUUCUUCACAAGUACAAACAUCCAGCUGCAGUGUUUGGCUGUGAUUGGAGUCAAAACAACAAAGAUAUGAUAGCUACCGGUUGUGAGGAUAAAAAUGUUCGUGUUUACUACUUGGCAACCAGCUCUGAUCAACCAUUGAAAGUUUUUACUGGGCAUACUGCAAAGGUGUUUCAUGUGCGGUGGUCUCCUCUCAGAGAAGGAAUCCUCUGCAGUGGCUCUGAUGAUGGAACCGUUCGGAUAUGGGAUUAUACACAAGAUGCUUGUAUAAAUGUUCUUAGUGGACAUACAGCUCCGGUUCGGGGACUGAUGUGGAAUCCUGAAAUUCCUUACCUUCUAAUAUCUGGCAGUUGGGACUAUACAAUUCGAGUUUGGGACACAAGAGAUGGAACAUGUUUGGACACAGUUUAUGAUCAUGGUGCAGAUGUAUAUGGAUUAACGUGUCAUCCUAGUCGUCCAUUUACUAUGGCAUCUUGCUCUCGUGAUUCCACUGUGAGACUCUGGUCAUUGACACCUCUUAUAAACCCUCUACAAAUAAAUAUCAUAACAGACAGAUGCUGGGAUGAUAUUAUUGGCAAUACAGAUCGUGCCGUGGAGUCUGGAGCUCCUCCUUUGCUGUGUGGUAAAGUUUCCAGGGAUAUUAAACAAGAAUUGGAAAAAUUGUCAGGAAGUCCUCAAGGAAAAAAACUAAGGUGGUUUUCAGAAUUUUUUUCACCUCCAGGAGGCAGCAAAAAUUUAUGGGAUUUGGUUGCUGUAAUAAAGGGACAGGACGACAGUUUGCUUCCACAAAACUACUGCAAAGGAAUCAUGCAUAUGAAACACCUCAUUAGAUUUAGACUGUCCAAGGCACAAGAACUGACAACAGUAAAGAUGUCUAAAUUUGGAGGUGGUAUUGGUGCACCAAGCAAAGAGGAAAGACUCAAAGAAGCUGCAGAAAUACAUUUAAGAUUAGGACAAAUUCAGCGAUAUUGUGAGCUAAUGGUAGAACUUGGAGAGUGGGAUAAAGCUCUCUCAGUUGCACCUGGUGUAUCAAUGAAAUAUUGGAGGAAGUUAAUGCAAAGGAGAGCUGAUCAGUUAAUUCAGGAAGAAAAUGAUGAUGUCAUCCCAUAUUGUAUAGCUAUUGGAGAUGUGAAGAAACUGGUUUCUUUCUUUACUUCAAGAGGUCAGCUUAAAGAGGCUCUACUUGUUGCACAGGCAGCUUGUGAAGGAAAUAUACAGAUGUUACCACUCUCCACAACAAGUGGAACUUCAAAUUCUGGUGGAAAUAAUACGGAUGAUUAUAAUGAUCUCCUGCAGAAAGUCAGUAAAGAACUGGCAGAUUGGUAUUUCCAGGAUGGCCAUGCAGUGCUUGCAGCAUGUUGUCAUUUGGCUGUUGAAAAUAUAGAGCUUGCGAUGGCAAACCUGAUUCGUGGAAAUGAACUGGAGCUGGCAAUCAGUGUGGGUACUGUCUUGGGAGAAAGUGCAGCACAAGCAACACAUUAUGCACUAGAAUUACUAGCAAGAAAAUGUAUGGCAGUAAUAACAUGCUUCCCAUCACUUGGAUACAGGGAUUUAGCAAUUGAUCUUCUUAUGAUGAUCCCUGAUAAUAAACUGCAGUUAGUAAAACUAUGUGCUUUUUAUCCUGGAUGCACAGCAGAAAUAAAUGACCUGCAUGAAAAGUGUAAUCUUCCUGAUGUGGAAGAAUGUAUGCGAGUGGCAGAGACAAUUCAGGCAGACGGGGACGUAUUUGAAACAAUAAAGUACUAUCUGUUAAGCACAGAACCUGAAAAGGCUCUCCCUGUUGGCAUUCAGUAUGUGAAAGAACAACUUUGUGGCUCAGAUUGGACUUUAGAUUCAGUCUUUCCAUAUCUUGAUCUUUUAAGUUACAUACGGACUGAACAGUUAAUGUUGCCUAAGUGUAGUGAGUUUCGGAAUGAGUUGCUGAUUUUGUGUGGUUAUGUUGGUGCUUUACUUGCUAUCAGAAGACAGUACAACAGCAUUGUACCUGCACUGUAUGAGUAUACAAGUCAGCUUUUAAAAAGACGGGAAGUAUCUGUACCUUUGAAAAUUGAACACCUUUCUGAGGAAUUAGAUGCGUGGAGAGCUUGCACACAAUCAAACAAGCCUACGGAUGAGUUGCCAUGCACCCCGCCCUCCGAAUCACAGAGAGCGCUGUAUUCAGUACUUGUCUCGCGAAUUCAGGGGGAGCCUCUGAAAGGAAUGGUUGGGCCAGACUGUGUCACUGGAUCAAAUCUUCCCAGUCACUCAGAUGUUCAUACCUCUUGUUUGACAGGGCUAAAGAUCCAGGGUCCUGUGUUCUUCCUUGAAGAUGGAAAAUCUGCUAUUUCACUGAAUGAUGCUUUGAUGUGGGCCAAAGUGAAUCCUUUUUCACCAUUAGGAACAGGAAUACGACUUAACCCAUUUUGAUGAGGUGUUUCCUCUGUACUUUAUAGUGCUUAAAAUAACACUCUGGGAGUCAAUGCUGAUUUAACCUUGAUUGCCAAAGGAUGGAGAGGUCAAUUACUUGAACUUUUAAAAAUUUUAAAUGAGAAGAAAAGGAUUUCUAUACAAAUGUUUGUUCAGAAUCCAAAGAAAAAAAUUAUUUGAUAAUCCAAAGAAAAAGUCCUAAUUUCAUAUAUAGCCAUGUCAUUUUUUUUAGUAGGAAUAUUGUUUUCAGACAAUUAUUUUUGUCAACUCUGUGUGAAUAGAUGCUUUGUAAAGUAAGCAACUAUCUACAUAUUACUAAAAUAUUGAUAAUAAACUGUGAAACCCAUAAAUACUCUUCCAAAUAUAUAAUCAUAGAAUAACUUUAUUGAUAGCAACUCCGAACUUUUUUAGAAUGACUGGAAUAUUUUGGCUGUUUCACACUGUUCCCCUUUUUAAUUUGAACUAAUUUUGACACAGGGUUGUAUAGCAAAAGUAAAAUUUAAAGAGUUGGUGUUUUUUUCAUCCACUUGUUAUUGUGCUUUAAUAGCAGUACAAAUAGAAGGUCACUUAUGUUUUAUUUAGAUUAUCUAUAUUUUGUUUAGGUUUUCUAUUUUUUAUUUAUUUGUUUAGAUUAUCUAGAUUACAAAAUUGUAUUUUCUAAUAGAAUCAUAUUUGGCAACAUUCCCUGUUAUACUUUCACCAGAGGCUAAAACUCUUUAUAAUUUUUUUUGUUUUUUUAACAAAGUCUUUGUAUAGAAUAAACAGCAUAUUUAUUGAAGUUAUUUAACUAUGCUAUGUACAUUUUAAAAGCUUGUUUUCUCUUUACAUUUUGUAUUAGUUAUACAUAUAAUACGACAGCAGUAAGUACUUGUGCAUAUAUAUUUUUAUUUACUAUAUCUGCGCUCAAAUGGAAAAACAGUUAUGGCAAUAGAAUACUAAAAAUAUUUAAAGCUGUGUAUAGUAUGGAAUUUAAUUAUAAGGCAAAUAUUAUUCUUGUUAAUAAUUCUUAUAAUCAGAAUUGCUCACCUUUAGAAAAGAUGCCUUGGUUGCAAUACUUUUUAUUAGUUUAAUGGAUGGUACAUAGGCAGAAAUUUACUUUAUCUGUUCUUACAUUUUUUUGCUUGUACUUUAAAAUAAAUUUUGACAUUUAUUUGAAUUCCUGAUAGUUACAUGAAAUAUAAAGAGGCUACAAUUAAAAAUUGGCAGAAUUAUUUCUAUAACAACUGUUGUAAAACUGGAAAUAGUAUAGGGUCUCUAUUUAGUAGAUCCUAUCAAAAAAGCCUCAAUUUAGAGGUAAGCCUUGCCCUUAUUUAACUAUAGAAAUAACAAUGCCACCAUGCUGGAAAGGUGGGAUGGAGAUUAGAAAUAAAAGAAAAUCCUGGGUUUGUUUUUUCCACUCUGUCUUUAAAAUGGUAAAAUUUCCCUCUGGUGAUGUUCUAGAGUAUUAUUACAGGGUUUCUGGUGUAAGAUUAUAUUGGGCGGAGGGAACACAACUGUUUUGUACCCUAAAAACCCCAUUUUUGUACAUACUCAGGUGCUGGAACUGAAUAUUUUGCUUCCUGCAAGUACUCUUUGAAAAUGUUUUCCCUUUAUUUAUUCCAUGAAGCUUGCAGAAGAAGAAUUUGAUUUCAGAAGUUAAAAUUCAUAAUUUUUGAAAGAAUUUUCCAUCAGCCAGUAUCUGAUCUUGCUUCUGUCAAAUGAAAGAUUAUCUGUCUUUUAGCACAUAAAUCUUACAACCUGUUAUGUAUAAGUUCUUGAUAGAGAGGUGGAGAGCAAACAUGAGAACUGAACAUGCAGCCCCAUGACUGAGGAUUGGGAUCAGAAGUAUUGACUCAACUGCCAUUCUACUAUAUUUAAAAUCUUUUGUUGUAUCAUAAUGAUUUUUAUUAAUAUUUCACAAUUAAAAUAUAUUGAAUAUGUAGUAUAACUGCAUCAGUGUGUUGCACAUAAAUUGUGCCUUAACAUGGAAUCUUGGGCAAAUCUACUCCCUCUAAAUUACAGAGUGAGGGUUAAAAAUUCAUUCCUUACUAAAAUACAAAAAUUAAGUCAAAGGGCAUUUUUUAUAUUGGGGAUCCAUCAGGAAACAGUCAUUGUGAAUAACAUGAGGUUGCAUUUUCCUUGAAGUUGUUUGUACAGUGGUGAGUGAGGGGAAUAUGCAGAAAAGGUUGUAAUUGUGUCUGCUGUUACAGCUGUGCUUGCAACUGUCAACUGGUUCAUCAGUUUCAAAAAUAAUUUCAGAUUGUUUGCAAAUGUGUAGCUUCAUUGUCUAGUAUAGCAAGUCAAAUACAGAUAUCUCCCCCUUAAUAUUAAAGAAUACUUUGUCUUCAAAAGACCGUUUGACUCCUCUGUAAAAGUCAUAUUUCCAUUUAAAUGACAAAACAUACGAAGCUACACAGCUAGUGCUUUCCAAUUACUAUUAAAUCUCUGUUAUGUUCAAUAUCCCUGCAAAACCAAAUCCAUUGUUUUUUGGAAAUAAUCUGUCCAAGAGUACUGACAUGUUUAUAAGCUUCAGAGACAGCCCCACUGGCAACUGCAGUCUGAGAUAGGAGAUGUGGCACUUUAAACCCAUGUUGUGGGCUGGAAUGAUGCCCUGUCUGUUCCACGCUGCGCAGGGCUCCCGCCAGGCUGGGCCAGUGAUGCUGCACUGGCCAUGGCCACAGCCGAGCGGCCCCGCAGCCCCAGACAGGCCCAGGAGAAGCACAGGGAGAACCUUGUACUCCACGUGCUUUCUCACCCACCAGUGCAGUGCCUCCUGUGGGUCUCUGCAAUACUUUCAGCAAGCCUACAGGAUUUCACUGUUGGAUUUCCUUCCAGAACUGACAUAUCACACUGCUUUUUCUUUUUUCCUGACAAUGCCUUAGAGCACUUUUUAACUGGUAUAACAGUUCAUUUAAUAAGAACUUCGUUGUAAUAGGACACUUAAACAAUGCUCUGACCUGGGAUACUGUUUGCUUCAGAUCCUGGUUCCUAAUAUUUUAAUACAUAAUUUAACAUUUAUUUCAUACUAAGAAUUCAACCCAUCAAAGCCACAUUGAAUAGGGCCCUGACAUCAUGAGAACAGUAACAAAACUGUCAUUUCUGGCUAAAUAAGGGAUCAUUUUCGGAAGGGAUUUUACCAAGUACUGACACCAGGUAUUUCACUGCCCUGCAUUUUUGGUAUGUGGCAGUAGCAUGCUCUGAUCUGCCAGAGACCUGUCCCAGUGCGUAGUCCUGCCAGGCCAACCACAUCCAUUCCCUCUUUUGUUUGUCCCUGUCACAUAGUAACAGAAGCAAUGCCCCAUUCAACUUGGCUCAGCUUGCCAAAAUGAACUCAAUUUUCACACAAUUAUCUGUUAGCAAAAGAUGGAAAUUUAUGUUGAAAAGUGCAUCUUGCCUGAGAUGGAAGUAAUGGUAUUACCACAAGCCAGUUUCUUCUGACUAGUCUCCUACUCUGUGUAUAAUUACACAAAAAAAUAGUACCAAAUACCUGUAAACUACAAAUAUGGUCUUUGGUUGGUGGCAGGGAUCAGGGAGAACGGUGAGAAUGGAUAUUGCAAAUGCCACAAGAGUAUGAACACACCUAUUUGCAACGAGAUGGCCUGGACCCUGGUGUGACCCUCAGCAAAACUUUUAUCUAGUUGUGUUACAAACAGGUGUUUUGCAGAGUAGCCAUGUUUGCUCCAAUCUGAUAUAGGUGUAUAGAACAUAGAGCUUUUUUUGCCACUUUGUCUGAAUCAAACUUGAAAAGUGAUGUGUACACCUGAAGGUGAGGCUCUAAAUGAGCUCAUUCUAUGUGGAGAAGGUCAACAGUGCUGUGGUUUGAUUGGCACUUCAAAGUUAGGUUCUUUGUCAGAGUAAUACACAGUAAUGGUGCUGUGCCUAAAAACUACAAAUUGCUACUUUCUGGAUGAAAAUAAAAACCACUACACUCACCCCAAUAUAGACUCAGGAUAUGAUGGACUUCUAAGCAGCUCCUCAUAUUUGCAUUUGACUUUCCUUUACAAGGACUCCAGAAAAGCCUCCUAACUAGAGUUUUUGCAGGGAACAGAAGCAAAUUAAGGUUAUUUAACAGUGUCAAGACAGCUACAUUUUUUAUUAGGAGCACAUUAUUUAGCAACUGAGUAAGCAUUCCUCUUUGUGAAAGCUUCCUCUAUAGUUAGUUCCUCACUUAUCAUCUUUCCAGUAGAAACAUAAAUACUGAAAAGAGUCACUGAAAAGGAAUGGAAGAGGGUGAAUCACCAAGGGCAGAUGACAAGUUUUUAUGUCCCAAGCUUUGGUUUGCAGGAACUGUAUCAGUCACUGAGAAAGUAAUCUGUUCUCAAAGGAACAGCAAAUGAGAAGAGGGAAAGGAGGAGUGCUGCGCUUUAAUCUAUUCAGAUCACAAUCACCAAAAAUUCAAGGGCAUAAGCAAAGCCUCAGGGUUUUCUAAUGUCUCUUGGGGGUGUCACCAUUCUAUCUCUGGCUAGAGUUGAACAAUACCUUUUCACAGAAAAGCCUGUUGGAGUAUUUUGGGAAUUUGCAACAGGAUUUUUGGAGCUGGAUAAAUAUUUACAAAACAGGUAGUAAGAGAAAUAAUGUCCUUUCACGAGCUGUACCCAUCCUGAUAAAAAAUGGACAUUUUUGAAAACUUGUAUUCACCUCCUGAACUCGAGCUUGAAUACCUCCACUAUGUGCCUUCAGAAACCUCACAGACACUACAUAUUAUAUGCAUUAUAUGCCUUUCUCUGAGGCAAAUAA